AUGUCUGCCCCUACUUCCACCACUUCCCCCGCUCCCACUUCUGAUCUCCCCUUUGCCAACCUUCCCUCUUCACCUGCUCCCGCUCGUAACUCGACCGCUCUCUCCAAGCCCGCUUACGCCUCCGACUCUGAGUCCGAUGGCCAGGCUCGCGGUGGCCGUCGUCAGCAGAAGCAGCAGCAGUUUGUUGUUCCUCUGCCCACCUCCACCGGUCUCUCCCAGCCCGCUGGUCAACUCCUCAAGGGCGCCACCGACGAGAACGGUGCUCAAAAGUCCGCUGCUCUGCUUGUCGGUAUCAAGCUCGACCUCGAGGCUGAGGUUCACUUGACUGCCCGUGUUAAGGGUGACAUCUGCAUCGGUCUCUACUAG
This is a messenger RNA of Fusarium sp. VM40, 366 nucleotides long. The record is from the annotation of a GenBank genome assembly. NCBI's taxonomy places the organism in Eukaryota, Fungi, Ascomycota, Sordariomycetes, Hypocreales, Nectriaceae.